This is a messenger RNA of Homalodisca vitripennis (glassy-winged sharpshooter), 479 nucleotides long. RefSeq lists its product as uncharacterized. The transcript has a single exon. The record is from RefSeq and is a predicted model, not a curated record. NCBI's taxonomy places the organism in Eukaryota, Metazoa, Arthropoda, Insecta, Hemiptera, Cicadellidae. The annotation marks the transcript as partial.
AUGAGAAAUCUUGAGCAGUAUACCCGUGUGAACAAUGUUGAAGUCAGCGGUCUGCCAUCUACAGGAGAGGAGAGCGUCAAAGACCUGGUGAAGGACGUGGGUGCUGCUAUAGGAGUGCAGGUGCAGGACAGCGACGUCGCCAUCGCGCACCGGGUGCCAUCCUAUGGACUCAACAGGGAUCCUGCGCUGAUCAUCCAGUUCACGGACAGGGAGAGGAAGGCUGAGUGGCUCAACGCAUACCGGAAAAAGAGGUCACUUGUUGCUCGGGAGGUAAAUCAGCGGUUUCCGGCACAGCGAGUGUACAUCAGCGACCACUUGUCACCGGAAAACAAAAAGUUUCUGGCAAGUUUGAAGAAGAAGUGCAGGGAGAUCGGAUAUACGUUUGCCUGGAGUCGCGAUAGCAAGUUCUUUGCGAGGAAAGCUGAGGGAGACCCUGUCAAGAAGAUUUUAUCAUACAAAGACAUUGACAAUCUGGUUUA